AUGCCUGUAUUAACAUCAAAAGUGGAUAGGAAGUAUAUUCAUGUCGGUUCCCUUGCAAAUAUAUUCCUAAUCCUCAUCGUUAUGGACAGCAUCCGACAAGUUCAAAGCAAUCAACAGAUAGACAGCAUACGAUUGAAUGAAACGAACGCAGACGACAAAAGUGAUAAGAUUUCACUUGAAAAUACUCUGGAAAAUAAUACUAUAACGAGAAAUCAUUCCAAAGAUGGAAAGAGAGAUAGUGUAAUAGCAAAAGUGAGUUCCACUACUAGUACAAGUGGGAUAGGUGGAGGAGAGAUUGGUGGUCGUAAUGAUGGUCGUCUGGGAGGAAUGGGAGGUGAGAGCCAUGUUGAGGAAGGUGGAUGGAGUUCGACUGUUGUGACAGGAGGUGGAGCGGGAAGCUCCCAAUCACAUAUGAUGGGUUCCAGUAGUGGUACUCAUGAAAGUGGUGGGGGACAGACAUCCACAAAGACGGUUGGUUUGGGGUCUGGUGCGGGUGGGAGCAGUCACCAAGUAUUCAGUGUGAUGGUAGGUGGUGGUGGUGGUGGUGGACAGCGAGAAUCAUCCACUCGAACAGUCACAGUGAAUUCUGGUGGUGGAUCUCAUCAGUCUAGCGGAGCAGGCUUCAGUGGUCGUAAUAAUGGUCGUCUGGGAGGAAUGGGAGGUGAGAGCCAUGUUGAGGAAGGUGGAUGGAGUUCGACGGUUGUGACAGGAGGUGGAGCGGGAAGUUCCCAAUCACAUAUGAUGGGUUCCAGUAGUGGUACUCAUGAAAGUGGUGGGGAACAGACAUCCAAAAAGACGGUUGGUUUUGGGUCUGGUGCGGGUGGGAGCAGUCAUCAAGUAUUCAGUGUGAUGGUAGGUGGUGGUGGUGGUGGUGGACAGCGAGAAUCAUCCACUCGAACAGUUACAGUGAAUUCUGGUGGUGGAUCUCAUCAGUCUAGCGGAGCAGGCUUCAGUGGUCGUAAUAAUGGUCGUCUGGGAGGAAUGUGA
This is a messenger RNA of Trichobilharzia szidati, 987 nucleotides long. The record is from the annotation of a GenBank genome assembly. NCBI's taxonomy places the organism in Eukaryota, Metazoa, Platyhelminthes, Trematoda, Strigeidida, Schistosomatidae.